AUGACUCCCUUUUGCACUGUGCCUUUGUGGGACUGGAAUUAUACCUGGUACUCGGAAUACCCAAGGCUUACACCGUGCUUCGAGUCUACAGUUCUUGUUUACACGCCAGCAACUGUUCUUGUGUCCUUCGCCCUUGUCCCGUGUCUGGUGGGACGAUGGCAAAAGCAAUCCCUUUACUGUGAGCCACUCUCCUGGACUCCAUUGUGUCUGUUCAAGUUUGUCGCCAGUCUUUUGUUGACCCUUACUUACUUUAUCUCGCUCGCAUACAGACUGGUCCUUGGGGCAUACAACGGAUCAUCGGUGACGGCAGAUGUUGUACAUAUAAUCACCUUCACGAUCACAAUGCUCAUUCAGGAGACUGAUCGAAAGAACGGAAGUGGAUCUUCGAUGGGGCUGUUUUUCUUUUGGUUGCUAACCGUUCUCUGCAAGUUUCCUGAGUGCUUCCGGCGCAUACUGGAAGCCUUUGCGUCGCUCGGCGACCCUCCUGACUUCCAGGAACUCGAAUUUUACGCUUGUGUUAUAGCGUAUCCUAUCGUUCUUUUGCAGUUCUUGCUGUCAUGUGUGACAGACGUCAGACAAGACACAAGACGACCCUACCUCACUGCUCCACCUGUGUCUUUCAUUUUCUUUGGUUGGGUGUCACCUCUCAUACUUAGAGGGCCACGAAGAUGUCUUCAGGUUGAAGAUAUCUACAGCAUACCACAAGACAUGAUGACUCAGCGAAACCAUAGUAAAUGGAGUGCACUUUGGAGAAAGGAACUGCGAUCUUCUGGAUACGUAGCGGAAGCUGGAUCCUGUGAUGUCUCCAAACCGCUGCCUUCAAUGUUCAAGCCAAUCUGGAAAGCAUAUUGGAAGCCUCUGGCAAUUUCGGUAAUUUUUUCAACGUUGGGAGCCGUACUAAAAAUAAUUCCAUCCUUAUUGUUGCACCUUCUUUUGGAUUUUAUGGUUGGAACCGAUCCUAAGUGGAAAGGAGUCUUGUACUCCCUCGGUAUAGUGAGCGCCAAUUUUACGUCGCGCCUUCUUGGCGUUCAUGUCGACAUGAUUCUGUCGUUUAUUGGUCUAAAUGCAAAAACCGUCAUGGUGGCGGCCAUUUACAGAAAGACACUUAUGCUUUCUAGCGAGUCGCAGAUCAACUACACAUUGGGGGAUCUGGUUAAUUUGAUUUUCGUGGAUGCCGAUCGGCUUUACCAACUCAGUGUCGUCUCAUCUUAUGGGGUCACAGGAGUGCCUAUGAUCAUAAUCGCGGUUAUACUUCUGUGGCAAUACCUUGGAGUGGCCUGCCUUGCUGGCGUCGCUGUUAUGCUGGUCAUCAUGCCUAUAGGAGCCCUCGCGGUUACCAUCGGGAACAAGUACCAAGCAGGUCAUAUGAAGCUUAAAGAUAAGAGGCUCGAAGUUGUGGCAGAAAUGCUAAGCAGUGCGAAGCUUCUCAAACUGUUUGCCUGGGAAAACAUUUUCAUUGACAAGUGCACGACCUCGCGGUUAAAAGAAAUGGAUUUUCUCAAGAAAUAUUCUUGCGUGACAGCGGUGAGUACCUGCAUUCUUACAUGUUCGACAGCGAUGGUUUCUUUCGCUAGCUUCGUAACCUACGUGUUGACCAGCAACGAUCACGUUCUUGACCCGAGCACUGCGUUUGUGUCGAUGGCACUGUUCAACAAUAUGCAGUACCCGAUAUUUAUAAUUCCAGACAUUAUUUCUAAGGUGGUUCAGACGAGCGUUUCAAUGAUCAGGAUACGAAAGUUUCUGCUCUCCUCCGAAGUAGAUGACUGUUCCGUGGGAAGACGACCGGAUGAGGGUUACGCUGUCUCAGUAAGGAAUGCAUCACUUUCCUGGUCAAAAGACAAAGCCCCGGUCUUGACCAACAUUAACCUGACCGUCAAAAAAGGUCAACUGGUCGCAGUUGUGGGAUCCGUGGGCUCGGGCAAGUCGACCUUGCUGUCCGCAUUUUUGGGAAACCUUCGAGUUUUCUCGGGAUCUGUGAGCUGCACAGAAAGUGUGGCGUAUGCCCCUCAGUGCCCUUGGAUCCAAAACAAAACCAUAAGAGAAAAUGUGCUUUUCAUGGGUGCCUUUGAUGCCAAACUGUACGAGUUGGUUUUGAAGGCGUGUUCGCUUGAGAAAGAUUUAGAGAUUCUGCCGUGUGGAGACCUGACGGAAAUCGGGGAGAGAGGGAUCAACUUAAGCGGUGGUCAGAAGCAACGGGUUAGUCUCGCAAGAGCCGCGUACCAGAAGAAGGAACUUUAUCUUUUGGAUGACCCACUAAGCGCAGUGGAUGCUCAUGUCGGGGCUUCUCUCUUCAAGAACCUCAUCGGACCGCAAGGACUGCUGAAAGAAACCACAAGAAUCUUGGUCACCCACAACUUUUCGAUGCUCAAUGAAGUCGACUACAUCUUCGUCCUCCAGGAAGGCUCAAUCGUUGAGUCUGGUACCUUUGAAGGCCUUAAACAAGAAGGAAGUGUUUUCUCCAGAUUGUUGCAAAACUUUUCCAAAAAAGUGAAGAAAUUGACAGAGAACGAGGAUCUAUUGGCAUAUCAAGACACAGCGACUGUACUGGAGAAAAAAGGAUUGGAGGCGACCUUUGUGAAAAGAGAAAUAACGAAGGAGGGUUCAAUCAGUCUCCAGGUAUACAGAACUUAUAUAAGGUACGCUGGGCCUUCGUUAAUAAUCGUGGUUUUGUGUUACGCCAUUUACAUAGCACUCGAUACGUACAUUGCCAUUUGGCUGUGUGAAUGGACCAAUGAUUCACUUUUUUUUAACGGAAACCAGUACAUAUCGAAGCAAAGAUAUAGGAUCGAAGUUUACAUCCUCCUUUGUGCUGUCCAGGCGAUUGCUACUUUCCUCGCAGUCAUAUCCUUGUGGAGGGUGGCGCUCACAGCCUCCACAAGGCUUCAUGAAUCGACACUCCACGGUGUGAUGAGGGCCCCGUUGUCCUUUUUUGAAACCAAUCCGUCCGGUCGCUUAUUGAACCGCUUCAGCAAGGACGUUGACCAGCUUGAUCUACAACUUCCAACAGCAGGUCAUAAUACACUCGAUUUGUUGUUUCUUCUGGCAUCAUCAAAUUUACUCGUAUGCAUAAAUAUUCCAAUGUACAUCCUGGUCGUCGCUGCUGUUAUGGUUUUCCUGUUUGUUCUCCGUCAAAUGUUCGUGGCUCUAUUUCGUGAUGUGAAGAGACUUGAGACCGUUUCGCGUUCUCCUGUUAACAGCCACUUUUCAGAAACAGUAGCGGGCUUGAGUAGUGUCAGGAGCUAUGACGUUCAGGGUAUUUUCCUUCGAGACAAUGACGACAAGAUUGACAAUAUGCAAACUUGUACUGUGAACUGCCUUUUUGUUUUGUACUGGAUACAAGUCUGGUUGGAAAUUGCUAGUGAAGUGCUUUUGUUUUCGAUGCUGUUGCUACUCGUUCACAGUCGUGACAAUAUUGGAGCGGGAACAGCUGGCCUUCUGGUGUCGUACUCACUGAAUUCUUUGUUCGCGUUCACAUACUUUGUUUUGUACUCAACUGAGUUUGAGGCCUCUUUAAUAUCAGCCGAACGUUUAGAUGAGUACAGUCGUCUCACUCCCGAAGCGCCUUGGGUGUCCCACGUCAGACCGGACCCGCAGUGGCCCGCGUCGGGUGCUGUGUCUUUUAAGUCUUACUCGACUCGGUACAGGCAGGGUUUGGACCUGACUCUCAGGGAUGUAGAUCUCUACGUCAGGCCCGGUGAGAAAAUAGGAAUCGUAGGACGAACGGGCGCCGGUAAGUCAACACUAGCCUUGAGCCUCUUUCGUAUCAUUGAGGCAGCAGCAGGAAAGAUUGUAGUGGAUGACGUGGACAUUGCAGCACUAGGACUACAAGACCUCCGUUCUAGAAUAACCAUCAUACCCCAAGAAUCAUUUCUUUUUCGUGGUACUCUGCGGUUCAACCUUGACCCAGCCGGGCAGCAUGAUGCUGAAGAGUUGUGUUCGGCACUGAAAAAAGCUCACCUCGGAGAUGCCUUCAGGAAAGGUGGUGGUCUAGACUUCGAAAUCUUAGACGGUGGAAAAAACCUCAGCGUGGGACAGAGGCAGCUGGUUUGUCUAGCGAGGGCUGUGUUAAGAAAGGCGAAAAUACUUGUCCUUGACGAAGCCACUGCAUCUGUGGACAUGAAGACAGACUUGCUCGUUCAGCAGACGUUGAGAGACCUGAUGAGUGGUUGCACUGUCCUGACUAUAGCUCAUCGUCUUGACACUGUUCUCAAUUCGGAUCGCAUUGUUGUGCUGGAUCAAGGAAGGGUGAUUGAAGUAGGUAGUCCGGCAGCAUUAUUAGCUGAUUCAAAAUCGUCCUUCCACGCUAUGGCUCGUGAAGCCGGAGUUGCAGAGUCUGGGUUGCGUGCUGCUAGCGCAGAUCUUGCUCCAACUGGACAAGCUGAGUCUCUUGCCGGAUAG
Molecule: messenger RNA, 4398 nt
Organism: Ixodes scapularis (black-legged tick)
Lineage: Eukaryota; Metazoa; Arthropoda; Arachnida; Ixodida; Ixodidae
Product: multidrug resistance-associated protein 1-like
Exons: 1
Coding region: 1-4398 (1465 amino acids)
Biological process (GO): transmembrane transport
Cellular component (GO): membrane
Molecular function (GO): ATP binding; ABC-type transporter activity; ATP hydrolysis activity
Source: RefSeq, a predicted model, not a curated record